GACUCCUCCUCGUUCCCAACGACGCCUUCCCUUCGCGUCUCUCUGUCUCCAAUCCGUCAAGCCUCCUCUCCUUAGCAUUCUACCUCUUGCGGGCGGAUUGGAGUUUCGAACAGAUACCUCCUCUCCUCUCAACCUCCCAUCUCAAAUCUCUCCGUUGGCGAGCUGCAUCAGACCCCGAUCGGACGAAUUCUGGGGAUCUCGGACGGGGUGCUGAUCGAUUCAUGUGACGGGCUGUGAUCGGGCUUUGGUGGGGACUCUGCGCUGCGACGACUACUCCGAACAUGUUGUGCUGUGGCGGUGCCGAGGAGGAGAACUAUGGUCCCCCUGCUAGCCAGUACGCUGCACCCCCAAACCGAAAUGCUCUUGGACAUGACAGAGACCCAAGAGGGCCGAUGGCAGCCAGAAACGGAGCUCCCCCGAAGGUCUUGCCGAUCGAGAUACCUGCCAUAUCGAUAUCCGAACUAAAUCGCUUGACGAAUAAUUUCAGCGAUAAGGCUUUGGUCGGAGAAGGAUCAUAUGGAAGGGUCUUUCGUGUCACUCUCAGCACCGGAGAACCUGCCGCAAUAAAGAAACUAGACCCGAGUGCCUCCAAUGAGCCAGAUACUGACUUUGCUGCUCAGUUGUCGAUGGUUUCAAGACUCAAGAAUGAAUUCUUCGUCGAGCUGUUGGGCUAUUGUUUGGAUGCAAAUCAUAGAAUUCUGGUGUAUCAGUUUGCAACAAAAGGUUCUUUACAUGAUGUUCUACAUGGGAAGAAAGGUGUGCAAGGUGCUGAACCUGGUCCUGUUCUUAGCUGGAGCCAGAGGGUCAAGAUCGCUUAUGGUGCUGCAAGGGGUCUGGAGUAUCUCCAUGAAAAAAUCCAACCCCCGAUCGUCCAUAGGGAUGUCCGAUCGAGCAAUGUUCUUUUGUUCGAUGAUUUUGCUUCCAAAAUUGCUGAUUUUAAUCUGACCAACCAGUCUCCAGACACAGCCGCGCGUCUACAUUCGACUCGAGUUUUAGGAACUUUCGGAUAUCAUGCUCCAGAGUAUGCUAUGACCGGGCAAUUGACCCAGAAAAGUGAUGUCUAUAGCUUUGGAGUCAUUCUUUUAGAGCUUCUAACAGGGAGAAAGCCUGUAGACCACACAAUGCCUAAAGGCCAGCAGAGUCUGGUCACUUGGGCAACUCCAAGGUUAAGCGAAGACAAGGUUAAGCAGUGUGUCGAUCCGAAGCUAAACGAUGAGUAUCCACCAAAGGCUGUUGCAAAGCUGGCAGCAGUUGCGGCACUGUGUGUGCAAUACGAAUCUGAUUUCCGACCUAAUAUGACCAUCGUUGUCAAGGCCCUUCAGCCACUCCUCAACGCAAAACCAGGGCAAGAACAACAUAAUUGACCUUGGAGCGAUUCCGGUUGCUCCCUAUCUAUAACUAGUUUGCUUCCCCAUUUUGUGUCUGUCAGCCGAAUUUUAUGACUGGAACUAGUAAUGUGUCAGCAUCUGUUGUAGUUUGACUUGAUAUAUUGGAAUGAACUAGAACAUUUCUUGUGGAACCAAUCUUUCGAAUGAGAAAGGAGUGUGUAAUGCCAUUUCCAAUGCAAUCUUCUUUUAAAUCG
This is a messenger RNA of Musa acuminata subsp. malaccensis (wild Malaysian banana), 1582 nucleotides long. Its product is annotated as probable protein kinase At2g41970. Lineage: Eukaryota; Viridiplantae; Streptophyta; Magnoliopsida; Zingiberales; Musaceae. The record is from RefSeq and is a predicted model, not a curated record. Gene Ontology annotation, molecular function: ATP binding; protein tyrosine kinase activity. Gene Ontology annotation, biological process: protein phosphorylation.